Messenger RNA from Sclerotinia trifoliorum, 1027 nucleotides. Lineage: Eukaryota; Fungi; Ascomycota; Leotiomycetes; Helotiales; Sclerotiniaceae. The record is from the annotation of a GenBank genome assembly.
AACCCAAUUUCAUAGUAAAACUUAUUAGUUCGUUCUAAGCCCAAUUCAAGCUUCCAUCUAACAACCGCGAGCCAUCGAUCCCGCUCACAUUGAGUUACACCCAUAUCGCAAUGUCACAAAUCCCAAUCGUAGCCGUUCCUGGCCAACUCCUCGGUCCCAGUAGCGAAUAUCUUCCAGGUCCAGGUACACACAUCCAUUCCUCGAACCUCUACGCCUCCAUCCUCGGACCCAUCAAAACCGUAGCACCACCCAAACCCAGCUAUCCGCAAAAACGAGCCACCAAGAUUACGCCGGCGGCACCCAUACCACUCUCUACUAUCUCCGUUGAAAGAGCUACUGUUACGGGAGACAAGGCGGAAAUUAUACCUGAGGUGAAUAGCACGGUUUUAUGCCGAGUUACGAGAAUCACCCCGCGACAAGCGACAGUGGCGAUAUUGGUUGUAGGAGAGACGGUUUUGGAGGGGGAAUGGCAGGGUCUGAUUAGAGUGCAGGAUGUGAGAGCUACGGAGAAGGAUAAGGUUAAGAUUUUUGAGAGUUUUAGACCGGGGGAUAUUGUGAGGGCUGUGGUGGUGAGUUCUCUUCUUCUUUCUGAAAUGACUAUUUAUAAAGACGAACUGAUGCUAAUUUGGCAAUGAUGCUAGAUUUCAUUAGGUGAUCAGUCGAAUUAUUACCUUAGUACGGCGAGAAAUGAGUUGGGGGUUAUCAUGGCAACGAGUGAGGCGGGUAAUGCGAUGUAUCCGGUUAGUUGGAAGGAAUAUAAAGAUCCGGAAACAGGAGCAAGUGAGAGUAGAAAGGUUGCGAAACCGUUUUAGAGAUCAUGGGAGGUGGGCGACAGGGUCUUUCGACCCCUGUUGUAUGUACAUGCAUAGCGUAUGGCGUCCAGGCGUUUAUGGAUAUAAGGAUAUACCAAUUCACACAGAGUUCAUCACUUGAUAUCUUCUGUUUCUUGUCUGAUGCUUGAGGCUUGAGUGCUGGAAGUAGUUUACAUUUAGAUUGCUAGAUGGAAAUGAAUAAGACGAGAGCAGGG